Molecule: messenger RNA, 14292 nt
Organism: Symphalangus syndactylus (siamang)
Lineage: Eukaryota; Metazoa; Chordata; Mammalia; Primates; Hylobatidae
Gene: HSPG2
Product: heparan sulfate proteoglycan 2
Biological process (GO): synapse organization; homophilic cell-cell adhesion
Cellular component (GO): axon; neuronal cell body; plasma membrane
Molecular function (GO): axon guidance receptor activity; protein binding; calcium ion binding
Source: RefSeq, a predicted model, not a curated record
GCGGCUGCGGGCCGCGCGGAGCGAGCGAGCGAGAGAGCGGCGCGGGCCGGGCCAUGGGGCGGCGGGCGGCGGGCGCGCUGCUGCUGGCGCUGCUGCUGCACGGGCGGCUGCUGGCGGUGACCCACGGGCUGAGGGCAUACGAUGGCUUGUCUCUGCCUGAGGACACGGAGACCGUCACGGCAAGCCAGAUGCGCUGGACACAUUCGUACCUUUCUGAUGAUGAGGACAUGCUGGCUGACAGCAUCUCGGGAGAUGACCUGGGCAGUGGGGACCUGGGCAGCGGGGACUUCCAGAUGGUUUAUUUCCGAGCCCUGGUGAAUUUCACUCGCUCCAUCGAGUACAGCCCUCAGCUGGAGGACGCAGGCUCCAGAGAGUUCCGAGAGGUGUCCGAGGCUGUGGUAGACACGCUGGAGUCGGAGUACUUGAAAAUUCCCGGAGACCAGGUUGUCAGUGUGGUGUUCAUCAAGGAGCUGGAUGGCUGGGUUUUUGUGGAGCUGGAUGUGGGCUCGGAAGGGAAUGCGGAUGGGGCUCAGAUUCAGGAGGUGCUGCUCAGGGUCAUCUCCAGCGGCUCCAUGGCCUCCUACAUCACCUCUCCCCAGGGAUUCCAGUUCCGACGUCUGGGCACAGUGCCCCAGUUCCCAAGAGCCUGCACGGAGGCCGAGUUUGCCUGCCACAGCUACAACGAGUGUGUGGCCCUGGAGUAUCGCUGUGACCGGCGGCCCGACUGCAGGGACAUGUCUGAUGAGCUCAAUUGCGAGGAGCCAGUCCUGGGGAUCAGCCCCACAUUCUCUCUCCUUGUGGAGACGACACCUUUACCACCCCGGCCAGAGACAACCAUCAUGCGACAGCCACCAGUCACCCACGCUCCUCAGCCCCUGCUUCCCGGUUCCGUCAGGCCCCGGCCCUGUGGGCCCCAGGAGGCCGCAUGCCGCAGUGGGCACUGCAUCCCCAGAGACUACCUCUGUGACGGACAGGAGGACUGCGAGGACGGCAGCGAUGAGCUGGACUGUGGCCCCCCGCCACCCUGUGAGCCCAACGAGUUCCCCUGCGGGAAUGGACAUUGUGCCCUCAAGUUGUGGCGCUGCGAUGGUGACUUUGACUGUGAGGACCGAACUGAUGAAGCCAGCUGCCCCACCAAGCGUCCUGAGGAAGUGUGCGGGCCCACACAGUUCCGAUGCGUCUCUACCAACACGUGCAUCCCAGCCAGCUUCCACUGUGACGAGGAGAGUGACUGUCCCGACCGGAGCGACGAGUUUGGCUGCAUGCCCCCCCAGGUGGUGACGCCUCCCCGGGAGUCCAUCCAGGCUUCCCGGGGCCAGACAGUGACCUUCACCUGCGUGGCCAUUGGCGUCCCCACCCCCAUCAUCAAUUGGAGGCUCAACUGGGGCCACAUCCUCUCUCAUCCCAGGGUGACAGUGACCAGCGAGGGUGGCCGUGGCACACUGAUCAUCCGUGACGUGAAGGAGUCAGACCAGGGUGCCUACACCUGUGAGGCCAUGAACGCCCGGGGCAUGGUGUUUGGCAUUCCUGAUGGUGUCCUUGAGCUCGUCCCACAACGAGCAGGCCCCUGCCCUGAUGGGCACUUCUACCUGGAGCACAGCGCCGCCUGCCUGCCCUGCUUCUGCUUUGGCAUCACCAGCGUGUGCCAGAGCAGCCGCCGCUUCCGGGACCAGAUCAGGCUGCGCUUUGACCAACCCGAUGACUUCAAGGGCGUGAAUGUGACAAUGCCUGCGCAGCCCGGCAUGCCACCCCUCUCCUCCACGCAGCUGCAGAUCGACCCAUCCCUGCACGAGUUCCAGCUAGUCGACCUGUCCCGCCGCUUCCUCGUCCACGACUCCUUCUGGUCUCUGCCUGUACAGUUCCUGGGCAACAAGGUGGACUCCUAUGGCGGCUCCCUGCGUUACAACGUGCGCUACGAGCUGGCUCGUGGCAUGCUGGAGCCAGUGCAGCGGCCGGACGUGGUCCUCGUGGGUGCCGGGUACCGCCUCCUCUCCCGAGGCCACACACCCACCCAACCUGGUGCUCUGAACCAGCGCCAGGUCCAGUUCUCUGAGGAGCACUGGGUCCAUGAAUCUGGCCGGCCGGUGCAGCGCGCGGAGCUGCUGCAGGUGCUGCAGAGCCUGGAGGCCGUGCUCAUCCAGACCGUGUACAACACCAAGAUGGCCAGCGUGGGACUUAGUGACAUCACCAUGGAUACCACUGUCACCCAUGCCACCAGCCAUGGCCGUGCCCACAGUGUGGAGGAGUGCAGAUGCCCCAUUGGCUAUUCUGGCUUGUCCUGCGAGAGCUGUGAUGCCCACUUCACUCGGGUGCCUGGUGGGCCCUACCUGGGCACCUGCUCUGGCUGCAAUUGCAAUGGCCAUGCCAGCUCCUGUGAUCCUGCGUAUGGCCACUGCCUGAAUUGCCAGCACAACACGGAGGGGCCACAAUGCAACAAGUGCAAGGCUGGCUUCUUUGGGGAUGCCACGAAGGCCACGGCCACUGCCUGCAGGCCCUGCCCUUGCCCAUACAUCGAUGCCUCCCGCAGAUUCUCAGACACUUGCUUCCUGGACACAGAUGGCCAAGCCACAUGUGACGCCUGUGCCCCAGGCUACACUGGCCGCCGCUGCGAGAGCUGUGCUCCCGGAUACGAGGGCAACCCCAUCCAGCCCGGCGGCAAGUGCAGGCCCGUCAACCAGGAGAUUGUGCGCUGUGACGAGCGUGGCAGCAUGGGGACCUCCGGGGAGGCCUGCCGCUGUAAGAACAAUGUGGUGGGGCGCUUGUGCAAUGAAUGUGCUGACGGCUCUUUCCACCUGAGUACCCGAAACCCCGAUGGCUGCCUCAAGUGCUUCUGCAUGGGUGUCAGUCGCCACUGCACCAGCUCUUCAUGGAGCCGUGCCCAGGUGCAUGGGGCCUCUGAGGAGCCUGGUCACUUCAGCCUGACCAACGCCGCAAGCACCCACACCACCACCGAGGGCAUCUUCUCCCCCAUGCCUGGGGAACUGGGAUUCUCCUCCUUCCACAGACUCUUAUCUGGACCCUACUUCUGGAGCCUCCCAUCACGCUUCCUGGGGGACAAGGUGACCUCCUAUGGAGGAGAGCUGCGCUUCACAGUGACCCAGCGGUCCCAGCCGGGCUCCACACCCCUGCACGGGCAGCCGUUGGUGGUGCUGCAAGGUAACAACAUCAUCCUAGAGCACCAUGUGGCCCAGGAGCCCAGCCCCGGCCAGCCCAGCACCUUCACUGUGCCCUUCCGGGAGCAAGCGUGGCAGCGGCCCGAUGGGCAGCCAGCCACACGGGAGCAUCUGCUGAUGGCACUGGCAGGCAUCGACACCCUCCUGAUCCGAGCAUCCUACGCCCAGCAGCCCGCUGAGAGCAGGGUCUCUGGCAUCAGCAUGGACGUGGCUGUGCCUGAGGAAACCGGCCAGGACCCCGCGCUGGAAGUGGAACAGUGCUCCUGCCCACCCGGGUACCGUGGCCCGUCCUGCCAGGACUGUGACACAGGCUACACACGCACGCCCAGUGGCCUCUACCUGGGUACCUGCGAACGCUGCAGCUGCCACGGCCACUCAGAGGCCUGCGAGCCCGAAACAGGUGCCUGCCAGGGCUGCCAGCAUCACACAGAGGGCCCUCAGUGUGAGCAGUGCCAGCCAGGAUACUACGGGGAUGCCCAGCGGGGGACACCUCAGGACUGCCAGCUGUGCCCCUGCUACGGAGACCCUGCUGCCGGCCAGGCUGCCCACACUUGUUUUCUGGACACAGACGGCCACCCCACCUGUGAUGCAUGCUCCCCAGGCCACAGUGGGCGUCACUGUGAGAGGUGUGCCCCUGGCUACUAUGGCAACCCCAGCCAGGGCCAGCCAUGUCAGAGAGACGGCCAGGUGCCAGGGCCCAUAGGCUGCAACUGUGACCCCCAAGGCAGCGUCAGCAGCCAGUGUGAUGCUGCUGGUCAGUGCCAGUGCAAGGCCCAGGUGGAAGGCCUCACCUGCAGCCACUGCCGACCCCACCACUUCCACCUGAGUGCCAGCAACCCCCACGGCUGCCUGCCCUGCUUCUGUAUGGGCAUCACCCAGCAGUGCGCCAGCUCUACCUACACGCGCCACCUGAUCGCCACCCAUUUUGCCCCUGGGGACUUCCAAGGCUUUGCCCUGGUGAACCCACAGCGGAACAGCCGCCUGACAGGAGAAUUCACUGUGGAACCUGUGCCUGAGGGUGCCCAGCUCUCUUUUGGCAACUUCGCCCACCUUGGCCACGAGUCCUUCUACUGGCAGCUGCCGGAGACAUACCAGGGAGACAAGGUGGCGGCCUAUGGUGGGAAGUUGCGAUACACCCUCUCCUACACGGCAGGCCCACAGGGCAGCCCGCUCUCUGACCCCGACGUGCAGAUCACGGGCAACAACAUCAUGCUAGUGGCCUCCCAGCCAGCGCUGCAGGGCCCUGAGAGGAGGAGCUACGAGAUCGUGUUCCGAGAGGAAUUCUGGCGCCGGCCCGAUGGGCAGCCGGCCACACGCGAGCACCUCCUGAUGGCACUGGCCGACCUGGAUGAGCUCCUGAUCCGGGCCACGUUCUCCUCCGUGCCGCUGGCGGCCAGCAUCAGCGCAGUCAGCCUGGAGGUCGCCCAGCCGGGGCCCUCAAACGGACCCCGCGCCCUAGAGGUGGAGGAGUGCCGCUGCCCCCCAGGCUACAUCGGUCUGUCCUGCCAGGACUGCGCCCCUGGCUACACGCGCACCGGGAGUGGGCUCUACCUCGGCCACUGCGAGCUGUGUGAAUGCAAUGGCCACUCAGACCUGUGCCACCCAGAGACUGGGGCCUGCUCGCAAUGCCAGCACAACGCCGCAGGGGAGUUCUGUGAGCUUUGUGCUCCUGGUUACUAUGGAGAUGCCACAGCCGGGACGCCUGAGGACUGCCAGCCCUGUGCCUGCCCGCUGACCAACCCAGAGAACAUGUUUUCCCGCACCUGUGAGAGCCUGGGAGCUGGUGGGUACCGCUGCACGGCCUGUGAACCCGGCUACACUGGCCAGUACUGUGAGCAGUGUGCCCCAGGUUACGUGGGUAACCCCAGUGUGCAAGGGGGCCGGUGCCUGCCAGAGACAAACCAAGCCCCACUGGUGGUCGAGGUCCAUCCUGCUCGAAGCAUAGUGCCCCAAGGUGGCUCCCACUCCCUGCGGUGCCAGGUCAGUGGGAGCCCACCCCACUACUUCUAUUGGUCCCGUGAGGAUGGGCGGCCUGUGCCCAGCAGCACCCAGCAGCGACAUCAAGGCUCCGAGCUCCACUUCCCCAGCGUCCAGCCCUCGGAUGCCGGGGUCUACAUUUGUACCUGCCGUAAUCUCCACCAAUCCAAUACCAGCCGGGCAGAGCUGCUAGUCACUGAGGCUCCAAGCAAGCCCAUCACAGUGACAGUGGAGGAGCAGCGGAGCCAGAGCGUGCGCCCCGGAGCUGACGUCACCUUCAUCUGCACAGCCAAAAGCAAGUCCCCAGCCUAUACCCUGGUGUGGACCCGCCUGCACAAUGGGAAACUGCCCACCCGAGCCAUGGAUUUCAACGGCAUCCUGACCAUUCGCAAUGUCCAGCUGAGUGAUGCGGGCACCUAUGUGUGCACCGGCUCCAACAUGUUUGCGAUGGACCAGGGCACAGCCACUCUACACGUGCAGGCCUCGGGCACCUCGUCCGCCCCCGUGGUCUCCAUCCACCCGCCACAGCUCACAGUGCAGCCCGGGCAACUGGCGGAGUUCCGCUGCAGCGCCACAGGGAGCCCCACGCCCACCCUCGAGUGGACAGGGGGCCCCGGCGGCCAGCUCCCUGCGAAGGCACAAAUCCACGGCGGCAUCCUGCGCCUGCCAGCUGUCGAGCCCACGGAUCAGGCCCAGUACUUGUGCCGAGCCCACAGCAGCGCUGGGCAGCAGGUGGCCAGGGCUGUGCUCCACGUGCAUGGGGGCGGUGGGCCCAGAGUUCAAGUGAGCCCAGAGAGGACCCAGGUCCACGAAGGCCGCACCGUCAGGCUGUACUGCAGGGCUGCAGGCGUGCCCAGUGCCACCAUCACCUGGAGGAAGGAAGGGGGCAGCCUCCCACCACAGGCCCGGUCGGAGCGCACAGACAUCGCAACACUGCUCAUCCCAGCCAUCACGACUGCUGACGCUGGCUUCUACCUCUGCGUGGCCACCAGCCCCGCAGGCACCGCCCAGGCCCGGAUCCAAGUGGUUGUCCUUUCAGCCUCAGAUGCCAGCCCACCGCCCGUGAAGAUUGAGUCCUCAUCGCCUUCUGUGACAGAAGGGCAGACACUUGACCUCAACUGUGUGGUGGCAGGGUCAGCCCAUGCCCAGGUCACCUGGUACAGGCGAGGGGGUAGCCUGCCUCCCCACACCCAGGUCCACGGCUCCCGUCUGCGGCUCCCCCAGGUCUCACCAGCUGAUUCUGGAGAAUAUGUGUGUCGUGUGGAGAAUGGAUCGGGCCCCAAGGAGGCCUCCAUUACUGUCUCUGUCCUCCACGGCUCCCAUUCUGGCCCCAGCUACACCCCAGUGCCUGGCAGCGCCCAUCCCAUCCGCAUCGAGCCCUCCUCCUCACACGUGGCUGAAGGGCAGACCCUGGAUCUGAACUGCGUGGUGCCUGGGCAGGCCCACGCCCAGGUCACGUGGCACAAGCGUGGGGGCAGCCUCCCUGCCCGGCACCAGACCCACGGCUCGCUGCUGCGACUGCACCAGGUGACCCCCGCCGACUCAGGCGAGUAUGUGUGCCGUGUGGUGGGCACCUCCGGCCCCCUGGAGGCCUCAGUCCUGGUCACCAUCGAAGCCUCUGUCAUCCCUGGACCUGUCCCACCUGUCAGGAUCGAGUCUUCAUCCUCCACAGUGGCCGAGGGGCAGACCCUGGAUCUGAGCUGUGUGGUGGCAGGGCAGGCCCAUGCCCAGGUCACAUGGUACAAGCGUGGGGGCAGCCUCCCUGCCCGUCACCAGGUUCGUGGCUCCCGCCUGUACAUCUUCCAGGCCUCACCUGCCGAUGCGGGACAGUACGUCUGCCGGGCCAGCAAUGGCAUGGAGGCCUCCAUCACGGUCACAGUAACUGGGACCCAGGGGGCCAACUUAGCCUACCCUGCCGGCAGCACUCAGCCCAUCCGCAUUGAGCCCUCCUCCUCACAAGUGGCCGAAGGGCAGACCCUGGAUCUGAACUGUGUGGUGCCUGGGCAGUCCCAUGCCCAGGUCACAUGGCACAAGCGUGGGGGCAGCCUCCCUGUCCGGCACCAGACCCACGGCUCCCUGCUGAGACUCUAUCAAGUGUCCCCCGCCGACUCAGGCGAGUAUGUGUGCCGAGUGUUGGGCAGCUCCGUGCCCCUAGAAGCCUCUGUCCUGGUCACCAUUGAGCCUGCGGGCUCAGUGCCUGCACUUGGGGUCACCCCCACAGUCCGAAUCGAGUCAUCAUCUUCUCAUGUGGCUGAAGGGCAGACCCUGGAUCUGAACUGCCUCGUUGCUGGUCAGGCCCAUGCCCAGGUUACAUGGCACAAGCGCGGGGGCAGCCUCCCGGCCCGGCACCAGGUUCAUGGCUCGAGGCUACGGCUGCUCCAGGUGACCCCAGCUGACUCAGGGGAGUACGUGUGCCGUGUGGUCGGCAGCUCAGGCACCCAGGAAGCCUCGGUCCUUGUCACCAUCCAGCAGCGCCUUAGUGGCUCCCACUCCCAGGGCGUGGCGUACCCCGUCCGCAUCGAGUCCUCCUCAGCCUCCCUGGCCAAUGGACACACUCUGGACCUCAACUGCCUGGUUGCCAGCCAGGCUCCCCACACCAUCACCUGGUAUAAGCGUGGAGGCAGCUUACCCAGCCGGCACCAGAUCGUAGGCUCCCGGCUGCGGAUCCCUCAGGUGACUCCGGCAGACUCGGGCGAGUACGUGUGUCACGUCAGUAACGGUGCAGGCUCCCGGGAGACCUCGCUCAUCGUCACCAUCCAGGGCAGCGGCUCCUCCCACGUGCCCAGCGUCUCCCCACCCAUCAGGAUCGAGUCCUCUUCCCCCACGGUGGUGGAAGGGCAGACCUUGGAUCUGAACUGCGUGGUCGCCAGGCAGCCCCAGGCUAUCAUCACAUGGUACAAGCGUGGGGGCAGCCUUCCCUCCCGACACCAGACCCAUGGCUCCCACUUGCGGUUGCACCAAAUGUCUGUGGCUGACUCGGGCGAGUAUGUGUGCCGGGCCAACAACAACAUCGAUGCCCUGGAGGCCUCCAUCGUCAUCUCCGUCUCCCCUGGCGCCGGCAGCCCCUCCGCCCCUGGCAGUUCCAUGCCCAUCAGAAUUGAGUCAUCAUCCUCACACGUGGCUGAAGGGCAGACCCUGGAUCUGAACUGCGUGGUCCCUGGGCAGGCCCAUGCCCAGGUCACUUGGCACAAGCGUGGGGGCAGCCUCCCCAGUCACCAUCAGACCCACGGCUCACGGCUGCGGCUGCACCAGGUGUCCCCGGCCGACUCGGGUGAAUACGUGUGCCGGGUGAUGGGCAGCUCCGGCCCCCUGGAGGCCUCAGUCCUGGUCACCAUUGAAGCCUCUGGCUCAAGUGCUGUCCACGUGCCCGCCCCAGGCGGAGCCCCACCCAUCCGCAUCGAGACUUCCUCCUCCCGAGUGGCCGAAGGGCAGACCCUGGAUCUGAAGUGCGUGGUGCCCGGGCAGGCCCACGCCCAGGUCAUGUGGCACAAGCGUGGAGGAAACCUCCCUGCCCGGCACCAGGUCCACGGCCCACUGCUGAGGCUGAACCAGGUGUCCCCGGCUGACUCUGGCGAGUACUCGUGCCAAGUGACCGGAAGCUCAGGCACCCUGGAGGCAUCUGUCCUGGUCACAAUUGAGCCCUCCAGCCCAGGACCCAUUCCUGCUCCAGGACUGGCCCAGCCCAUCUACAUCGAGGCCUCCUCUUCACACGUGACUGAAGGGCAGACUCUAGAUCUGAACUGUGUGGUGCCCGGGCAGGCCCAUGCCCAGGUCACGUGGUACAAGCGCGGGGGCAGCCUCCCCGCCCGGCACCAGACCCAUGGCUCCCAGCUGCGGCUCCACCACGUCUCCCCUGCUGACUCAGGCGAGUAUGUGUGUCGUGCAGCUGGCGGCCCAGGCCCUGAUCAAGAGGCCUCCUUCACAGUCACCGUCCCACCCAGCGAGGGGUCUUCCUACCGCCUUAGGAGCCCGGUCAUCUCCAUCGACCCACCCAGCAGCACCGUGCAGCAGGGCCAGGAUGCCAGCUUCAAGUGCCUCAUCCACGAUGGGGCAGCCCCCAUCAGCCUCGAGUGGAAGACCCGGAACCAGGAGCUGGAGGACAACGUCCACAUCAGUCCCAAUGGUUCCAUCAUCACCAUUGUGGGCACCCGGCCCAGCAACCAUGGUACCUACCGCUGCGUGGCCUCCAAUGCCUACGGUGUGGCCCAGAGUGUGGUGAACCUCAGUGUGCAAGGUCCCCCUACAGUGUCCGUGCUCCCCGAGGGCCCUGUGUGGGUGAAAGUGGGAAAGGCUGUCACCCUGGAGUGUGUCAGUGCCGGGGAGCCCCGCUCCUCUGCUCGUUGGACCCGGAUCAGCAGCACCCCUGCCAAGUUGGAGCAGCGGACAUAUGGGCUCAUGGACAGCCACGCGGUGCUGCAGAUUUCAUCAGCUAAACCAUCAGAUGCGGGCACUUACGUGUGCCUUGCUCAGAAUGCACUGGGCACAGCACAGAAGAAGGUGGAGGUGAUCGUGGACACGGGCGCCAUGGCCCCAGGGGCCCCUCAGGUCCAAGCUGAAGAAGCUGAGCUGACUGUGGAGGCUGGACACACGGCCACCUUGCGCUGCUCAGCCACAGGCAGCCCCGCACCCACCAUCCACUGGUCCAAGCUGCGUUCCCCACUGCCCUGGCAGCACCGGCUGGAAGGUGACACACUCAUCAUACCCCGGGUAGCCCAGCAGGACUCGGGCCAGUACAUCUGCAAUGCCACUAGCCCUGCCGGGCACGCUGAGGCCACCAUCAUCCUGCACGUGGAGAGCCCACCGUAUGCCACCACGGUCCCAGAGCACGCUUCGGUGCAGGCAGGGGAGACGGUGCAGCUCCAGUGCCUGGCUCACGGGACACCCCCACUCACCUUCCAGUGGAGCCGCGUGGGCAGCAGCCUUCCUGGGAGGGCGACCGCCAGGAACGAGCUGCUGCACUUUGAGCGUGCAGCCCCUGAGGACUCAGGCCGCUACCGCUGCCGGGUCACCAACAAGGUGGGCUCAGCCGAGGCCUUUGCCCAGCUGCUCGUCCAAGGCCCUCCCGGCUCUCUCCCUGCCACCUCCAUCCCAGCAGGGUCCACGCCCACCGUGCAGGUCACGCCUCAGCUAGAGACCAAGAGCAUUGGGGCCAGCGUUGAGUUCCACUGUGCUGUGCCCAGCGACCCGGGUACCCAGCUCCGUUGGUUCAAGGAAGGGGGUCAGCUGCCUCCGGGUCACAGCGUGCAAGAUGGGGUGCUCCGAAUCCAGAACUUGGACCAGAGCUGCCAAGGGAUGUAUAUUUGCCAAGCCCAUGGACCUUGGGGGAAGGCCCAGGCCAGUGCCCAGCUGGUUGUCCAAGCCCUGCCCUCGGUGCUCAUCAACAUCCGGACCUCUGUGCAGACCGUGGUGGUCGGCCACGCCGUGGAGUUCGAAUGCCUGGCACUGGGUGACCCCAAGCCUCAGGUGACAUGGAGCAAAGUUGGAGGGCACCUGCGGCCAGGCAUUGUGCAGAGCGGAGGCGUCGUCAGGAUCGCCCACGUAGAGCUGGCUGAUGCAGGACAGUAUCGCUGUACUGCCACCAAUGCAGCCGGCACCACACAAUCCCAUGUGCUGCUGCUUGUGCAAGCCUUGCCCCAGAUCUCAAUGCCCCAAGAAGUCCGUGUGCCUGCUGGUUCUGCAGCUGUCUUCCCCUGCAUAGCCUCAGGCUACCCUACUCCUGACAUCAGCUGGACCAAGCUGGAUGGCACCCUGCCACCCGACAGCCGCCUGGAGAACAACAUGCUGAUGCUGCCCUCAGUCCGACCCCAGGAUGCGGGCACCUACGUCUGCACUGCCACUAACCGCCAGGGCAAGGUCAAAGCCUUUGCCCACCUGCAGGUGCCAGAGCGGGUGGUGCCCUACUUCACGCAGACCCCCUACUCCUUCCUACCACUGCCCACCAUCAAGGAUGCCUACAGGAAGUUCGAGAUCAAGAUCACCUUCCGGCCUGACUCAGCCGAUGGGAUGCUGCUGUACAAUGGGCAGAAGCGAGUCCCAGGGAGCCCCACCAACCUGGCCAACCGGCAGCCCGACUUCAUCUCCUUCGGCCUCGUUGGGGGAAGGCCCGAGUUCCGGUUCGAUGCGGGCUCAGGCAUGGCCACCAUCCGCCACCCAACACCACUGGCCCUGGGCCAUUUCCACACCGUGACCCUGCUGCGCAGCCUCACCCAGGGCUCCCUGAUUGUGGGUGACCUGGCCCCAGUCAACGGGACCUCCCAGGGCAAGUUCCAGGGCCUGGACCUGAACGAGGAACUCUACCUGGGCGGCUACCCUGACUAUGGUGCCAUCCCCAAGGCGGGGCUGAGCAGCGGCUUCAUAGGCUGUGUCCGGGAGCUGCGCAUCCAGGGCGAGGAGAUCAUCUUCCAUGACCUCAACCUCACGGCGCACGGCAUCUCCCACUGCCCCACCUGUCGGGACCGGCCCUGCCAGAAUGGCGGUCAGUGCCAUGACUCCGAGAGCAGCAGCUACGUGUGUGUCUGCCCGGCCGGCUUCACCGGGAGCCGCUGUGAGCACUCGCAGGCCCUGCACUGCCAUCCAGAGGCCUGUGGGCCCGACGCCACCUGUGUGAACCGGCCUGACGGUCGAGGCUACACCUGCCGCUGCCACCUGGGCCGCUCGGGGUUGCGGUGUGAAGAAGGUGUGACAGUGACCACCCCCUCGCUGUCGGGUGCUGGCUCCUACCUGGCGCUGCCCGCCCUCACCAACACACACCACGAGCUACGCCUGGACGUGGAGUUCAAGCCACUUGCCCCUGACGGGGUCCUGCUGUUCAGCGGGGGGAAGAGCGGGCCUGUUGAGGACUUCGUGUCCCUGGCGAUGGUGGGCGGCCACCUGGAGUUCCGCUACGAGUUGGGGUCAGGGCUGGCCGUUCUGCGGAGCGCCGAGCCGCUGGCACUGGGCCGCUGGCACCGCGUGUCUGCAGAGCGUCUCAACAAGGACGGCAGCCUGCGGGUGAAUGGUGGACGCCCUGUGCUGCGCUCCUCGCCCGGCAAGAGCCAGGGCCUCAACCUGCACACCCUGCUCUACCUGGGGGGUGUGGAGCCUUCCGUGCCACUGUCCCCAGCCACCAACAUGAGCGCUCACUUCCGCGGCUGUGUGGGCGAGGUGUCAGUGAAUGGCAAACGGCUGGACCUCACCUACAGUUUCCUAGGCAGCCAGGGCAUUGGGCAGUGCUAUGACAGCUCCCCAUGUGAGCGCCAGCCAUGCCAACAUGGUGCCACGUGCAUGCCUGCUGGCGAGUAUGAAUUCCAGUGCCUGUGUCGAGAUGGAUUCAAAGGAGACCUGUGUGAGCAUGAGGAGAACCCCUGCCAGCUCCGUGAACCCUGUCUGCAUGGGGGCACCUGCCAGGGCACCCGCUGCCUCUGCCUCCCUGGCUUCUCUGGCCCACGCUGCCAACAAGGCUCUGGACAUGGCAUAGCAGAGUCCGACUGGCAUCUUGAAGGCAGCGGGGGCAAUGAUGCCCCUGGGCAGUACGGAGCCUAUUUCCACGAUGAUGGCUUCCUUGCCUUCCCUGGCCGUAUCUUCUCCAGGAGCCUGCCCGAGGUGCCCGAGACCAUCGAGCUGGAGGUUCGGACCAGCACGGCCAAUGGCCUCCUGCUCUGGCAGGGUGUGGAGGUGGGAGAGGCCGGCCGAGGCAAGGACUUCAUCAGCCUCGGGCUUCAGGAUGGGCACCUUGUCUUCAGGUACCAACUGGGUAGUGGGGAGGCCCGCCUGGUCUCUGAGGACCCCAUCAAUGACGGAGAGUGGCACCGGGUGACAGCGCUGCGGGAGGGCCGCAGAGGUUCCAUCCAAGUCGACGGUGAGGAGCUGGUCAGCGGCCGGUCCCCAGGUCCCAACGUGGCAGUCAACGCCAAGGGCAGCAUCUACAUCGGCGGAGCCCCUGACGUGGCCACGCUGACUGGCGGCAGGUUCUCCUCGGGCAUCACAGGCUGUGUCAAGAACCUGGUGCUGCACUCAGCCCGACCCGGCGCCCCGCCCCCACAGCCCCUGGACCUGCAGCACCGCGCCCAGGCCGGGGCCAACACACGCCCCUGUCCCUCGUAGGCACCUGCCUGCCCCACACGGACUCCCGGGCCGCGCCCCAGCCCGACAGUGUCGAGUAUAUUAUUAUUAAUAUUAUUAUGAAUUUUUGUAAGAAACUGAGGCGAUGCCACGCUUUGCUGCUACCGCCCUGGGCUGGACUGGAGGUGGGCAUGCCACCCCCACACACACAGCUGGGCAAAGCCACAAGGCUGGCCAGCAAGGCAGGUUGGAUGGGAGUGGGCGCCUCAAAGCCCCAGGACUUGGGGUCAGGAACGGUGGCUGGGUGGGCCCAGAACUGCCCCCAUUGUCCCCCUACCUACCGAUGGAGCCCCCAGAUAGAGCUGGGUGGCCUGUUUCUGCAGCCCUUGGGCAGUUCUCACUCCUAGGAGAGCCAACCUCGGCUUGUGGGCUGGUGCCCCACAGCUACCUGAGAUGGGCAUCGCAGGAGUCUCUGCCACCCACUCAGGAUUGGGAAUUGUCUUUAGUGCCGGUUGUGGAGCAAAAGGCAGCUCACCCCUGGGCAGGCAGUCCCCAUCCCCACCAGCUGGUUUUUCAGCACCCCCACCCACCUCCACCCAGCCCCUGGCACCUCCUCUGGCAGCCUCCCCCUCCUACCACGCCCUCCUGGCCUGCAUUCCCACCCCCUCCUGCCAGCACACAGCCUGGGGUCCCUCCCUCAGGGGCUGUAAGGGAAGGCCCACCCCAACUCUUACCAGGAGCUGCUACAGGCAGAGCCCAGCACUGAUAAGGCCCCGCCCACCGGGCCCCACCCACCCCAGGCCACAUCCCCACCCAUCUGGAAGUGAAGGCCCAGGGACUCCUCCGACGGACGGACGGACGCCGCUGGUGCUCAGGAAGAGCUAGUGCCUUAGGUGGGGGAAGGCAGGACUCACGACUGAGAGAGACAGGAGGGGGAUAUGACCACUCUGCCCCAUCUGCGGGAGCCUGAAGAUCCAGCUCGAGUGCCAUCCUGCCAGUGGCCCCCAGACUGUGGGGUUGGGACGCCUGGCCUCUGUGUCCUAGAAGGGACCCUCCUGUGGUCUUUGUCUUGAUUUUUCUUAAUAAACGGUGCUAUCCCCGC